AUGGACAAGGCAAAAAUCAAUUAUCUUUUAGAAGGAGAAGUCCUAGUCAAAGGAAAGACAUUUGGGCUUUGGCAACCAAAGAAAUACAUAAUUGAUCAAGAACUUAGAAUAUUUUCAAUAAAAAGUUCAAAAUAAAAUAAAAAUUACCAUCUUGCAAAUUAUUAAGUAAAAAAAGAUUCUCAUUCUUGAUAGAUAGCAAAUGUAGAAAGAAAAAAUAAUAGAUUUCAAUUUGAAUUGAUUUCAACUAUAGGUGAAAAGAAUAUAUUAAUGGGAUCAGAUAAUGAGAAAUUUGCUAAUGAGCUUAUGUUGUUCCUAAAAAAAAUGUGUGGAUAAUAACUACGAACUUAAAGUUUAUUCGAACCUAGUUUAUCUUCUAAAUCAAUAUGUAUAAUAUAUUUUAUUACACUACAGCAUCACUUCGAGAUUACGAUUAUGAAAUUCCAUAAUUUUUUGAUACCCCAGAAAUUCGAGAUGCGUAUAUUUAUAUUCUUAUAUAUUAAUUUAGUAUUCAAAAUAUCAAAACUAAAUCUUACUUAUUAGAAUAGUAUGAGCUAAUCCAAAAUCAAGUAGUGAAGAUUUAUCGUAAUAAAAAUAAUUAACUCAAUUUUAAAGUAUUUCUAACUUUACCAGGAAAUUGUAUUAUUAUUAUUCAUAAUUAGGUUUAACAAAAUGUUAAACAUAAUUGUUUCACACUUAAUAUGAUUGGAAUAUUCAUAAUCUAAAAGAAUAUACUUAAAUUCAAGAAAUCAAAUCUGAUAAAUCCUAAAUGAUAACAGAAAUAAGAUUAAUCAAAAAUUGGUUUUAGUUUAAAAGAGAAUUCACAUAUUUAAGACAUGUAGUGGAAUUUAAAAAAAAAGAAAAUAUUAAAAUUGUUAUAGAAAAAAAAGUAGAUUAAAAAAUACAUUAAGGUACUGUUUCUGGAAUAUUAAAAUUUGCUGUUUGGGGUUUAUUCUAUGAAAAUAAUUAAACUAAUAUUGUGUUAUUCACUGAAUAGAGUUAUAAUGGUUUAGCUUUUAUAGAAGAAGAUUCAAUAUUAUCAUAACAAUAUUUUUUGCAAUAUGAAAACAUAAUAAAACCAUAAAAAAUAGAUUUUGAUAAAUAACCUAUGUAAGAUUAAAAUUCAUCCAUUAUUCCAAAUAAUAGUCCUUAAAAUGAAUUAGCAACUUAAAAAUAAAAAAUAUAAAAUAGAAAAGAAACAAAAUAAAAUUCUUGUAAAAUUGAAUAAACUGUAGAUAUAUCUAAAUAAUCAAUUUAAAAUCAAAAUAAUUUAUAACAACCUAUUCUGGUAUCAUCUCCAUAAUAGGGACCAAAUUAAUAAAUUUAAAUUUAAUCACCAUAAUAAUUGACAUUACCUUCUAAAGAUAAAAAUAUUCCAUAAAUUACAAACUUAAAAGAUGAUGAUAAAUAAGUUUAACAAUAAUAAAUUAAUAUGAAAAAAUCAGAUAAAUUAAAUGAUAUUAAUUAAGUUCAAGGAAAAACUGAUUAAAAUAAUCUUUCUUAAGGUACAUUAGAAUAAAUGAAACAAAAGAAAACAUCUAGUUCUUAAGAGUCAUCUUAAAUAGUUACAAAUAAUAUUUCAUAAAAUAUCAUAUUUCAAUAACCAAAAAUAGAAGAUGAUUGUGAAAAUGAUGAUAUUUAACCUGAAAAUGAGGGAUCUGAUGGAAAUAUUACUUAAUUUUAUGAUUGUGAAGAUGAUAUAGAUGCUAUGAAUGAUAAAUUAUUUAUUGGAUAAUAAGAUUAAUAAGCUAAUAAUGCUGAUUAAAGUGUGAUGGAUGUUAGAAAUUCAAUUACUUAAAGAUAACCUAAGGGUUAAAGUAAUUAAACUUAAAGUUAAAGUGAUACUAUUUAAAAUAUUGAAGAUUGGGUAGAAAAAAAGAUGUAGGCUUAUUUUAGUGGGAAAUUUUGUUAAAUUGCUAUUGAUAUUGAACAUAUUUUGAAUCCAUUAGUAUCAGAUAUUAAUGUAUAUUUAUAUUUAAAUAAUAAAUAAGAACAGAAAGUAUAUGAAAGAAUAAGAAGGAGGACAUUAUAUAUUUAGAAAAGAUUUUAUGAGAGAUGAAAAAAAUGGUGGAUUGAAAUGUAUAAAUGAGAUUAAAGUAAAUGCAUAGAAAAGUGUAGUCAAAUUUUUAUUAGCUAGAAUAGGUAAAUAUAUAUCAUAAUAUAAAUUAAAGGAACUUCACUCUUAAUGGGAAGAUCUCUUACUAGUAUAUCAAUGCCUGUAACUAUAUUUGAAUCUAGAUCUAAUACUGAAAGAGCUUGUAGUUCUUUGGCUUUUGCUCCUGUGUUUUUAGAUGAAGCUGCUAUUUCAAAGGAUAAAUUCUUUAGGAUUAAAUAAUGUGCAGCAUUUUCUUUUGGAUUUAUCUUUUCAUAUUUAUCUAUGGAAAAAGUAUUAUCAAUUUCUAAUAUUUUUAUUAGCCUUUCAAUCCUAUAUUAGGAGAAACCUUUUAAGGUUAUUUUGAUCAUUGUCCUAUAUAUUGUGAAUAAAUUAGUCAUCAUCCUCCAAUAUGUAUUAUAUAAUAUUAUGGUCGUAAAUACAAGUAACAUUAAUCAAAAUAUGAAUAGAAUUGAUGCUCGUUUAGAAUUAGUUGCUAAUUUUCAUUCAAAUUCAGUUGUUGGAAGAAAUGUUGGUGAAGUUAAAGUAAUAUUUGAUAACCCUCCUUAAGAAAUUAUUAUUCUAUUAGCACCUGGUUGUAUUUAUGGAACAACAUUUGGUGAUAAAUCAAUGGAUUUUCUAGAAAAAUAAUUUCUAUUUGAUUUAGAUAAUAAAUUGAUUAUGGAAUGUGCAUUUAAACCAGAGAAAAAAUAUUGUCAAUAUUUCAAUAUUGAAUAUCUUCCAUAUUCAGAUUAUGUAGCUGGAGGAGUCUGUGAAGUUACAGAUGCAGCUGUUGGUAGAUAUUUAAGAGAAGGUUAUAGAAAAUAUAAAGGUUUAGAUUUGAAAACAGAAGUGAAAUCAAUUAAAAGUAUUAUAAAGGGAGUUUGGAAUUAAGAAUUAAAAGUAUAUAAAUCAUUUUUUAUUUUAGUUUGAUAAUCAAAAAUUGAUAUCUAUAAUGACUGAUUUUCCAAUUAAAUUAGAAUUAGCAUAAUAUCCAUUACCAUCAGAUGCAAAUUUCAGAAUGGAUGUACUAAUGUGGAAAUUAAGAGAUUUUGAUUAAGCAUAAUAAUGGAAAGAGAGACUUGAAAUAUUUUAAAGAUAAGAUAGAAAAUUGAGAGAAGCUCUGGGACCAAAAAAAAAGAGGAAAUGA
This is a messenger RNA of Paramecium pentaurelia, 3239 nucleotides long. Lineage: Eukaryota; Ciliophora; Oligohymenophorea; Peniculida; Parameciidae. The record is from the annotation of a GenBank genome assembly.